Molecule: messenger RNA, 900 nt
Organism: Scedosporium apiospermum
Lineage: Eukaryota; Fungi; Ascomycota; Sordariomycetes; Microascales; Microascaceae
Exons: 3
Coding region: 1-900 (299 amino acids)
Source: RefSeq, a predicted model, not a curated record
AUGGCCCCUCUUACACCUCAUUGGGUCCAGCCGUCCCACCCAGAUCGGCUAGAGGUCAUUGUCAACGAAGCUGCCUUCACCUCGAAGAGCAUUUCGAAAAUCUCGCUGCCUCCCUUCGCUACAUUUGCGAAGUUGUCCUUCCCUCCGUGCACCGUCUCUGAGAAUGUGACGUACGCCACGGUACAGAUGGGCAAGGAUAAGCACUUGAACUUGAACAGUGACCUCCUCUACAUUAACCACUCGUGCGAACCUUCGCUGAUGUUCGAUACUUCGAGCUUCAAUGUCAUCGUCGGACCCAGAGGCCUGGAGCCAGGCGACGAGCUUUCCUUCUUCUAUCCUUCCACAGAAUGGUUCAUGGCCCAACCCUUCGACUGCCUAUGCGGUCAACCCACCUGCCGCGGCCGCAUCUCGGGCGCUCGUGACAUGACCUCCGAGCAGCUCAAGGGCAUCUGGCUCAACGCGCACAUCCGCGAACUCCUCGAAGAGCGCGACGCCGCCGCCUCUUCUACCUCUACCUCUUCUCCUUCGCCCUCAUCCGCUCAGACCACCAACGGUGCCGCCGCCGUCACUAACGGCAAGACCGACAACAACGGCGUCGUCAAGAAGAACGGCACCGCCGCCCCUGAGAACGGGGUCGUUGAUCAGACGGCCGACGCGCUGAGAGACGCGCUCAAGCACGCCGAGCAGGUCGUCGAGGCCGCCAAGACCGCCCUCGCCACCUACCUCGAGUCUCGCACCGGCUCCUCCUCCUACGGAGUCGCCGUCCUUUCCUCUGUCGAGGCCGCUAACGGCAGCGAUGUCGCCAACGGCGAGCCCAACAGCAAGGCUGGGGUCCAGAGACGGGGAGUGACGUCACGAGAAUUGUCCGGGGAGAUGGGUGGAGAUACGCCUAUCGAGUAA